Molecule: messenger RNA, 1623 nt
Organism: Castor canadensis (American beaver)
Lineage: Eukaryota; Metazoa; Chordata; Mammalia; Rodentia; Castoridae
Gene: Reep4
Product: receptor accessory protein 4
Biological process (GO): endoplasmic reticulum tubular network organization
Cellular component (GO): cytoplasmic microtubule; endoplasmic reticulum membrane; endoplasmic reticulum tubular network
Molecular function (GO): microtubule binding
Source: RefSeq, a predicted model, not a curated record
UUUCAAGUGAGUUACAAACUCCGCCCCGGAGCCCGGUGCCGGUGGCCCAUCACAGUUGGACAGCUCCGACCCGCAAGAGUGAAGGCCGAGACCUUCCACCCCAGCCAGGGACCGCAGCGGCAGCCGGCGACGGCCGAACGCCUGGUUCUCCGCGGCGGGAAGUGCGGGUCCGAGCCCCAACUGCCCGGCCGCGCGGGCCGGAGGAGCGCGCCCGCCCGCCGCUUGCCCGCACCGCUCCCAAGUCGGUUUCCUCCCUGCCAGGCGGCCUCCCCCAGUCCGCCGUUCCCCGGGGACCUCCUGGGGGGACUCCAGGCUCCCCGACCUGCGGGGUCGGAGUUGGGGCGGCGGGCUCCGCCUUUGCCAAGGGACAGGGGACCUCCGCUAAGGCUCCCUCACUGGGCCCCUGCGUGAACGUCCCUCCAGGCGUCUUCUUGGGGUUCUCCCCUCGUCCCCAAGGCUAUUACGAUGGUGUCCUGGAUGAUCUGUCGCCUGGUGGUGUUGGUGUUUGGGAUGCUGUAUCCAGCUUAUGCUUCGUACAAGGCUGUGAAAACCAAGAACAUUCGUGAAUAUGUCCGGUGGAUGAUGUACUGGAUCAUUUUUGCAAUCUUCAUGGCAGCAGAGACUUUCACAGAUGUCUUUAUCUCCUGGUUCCCUUUUUACUAUGAGAUCAAGAUGGCCUUUGUGCUGUGGCUGCUCUCACCCUAUACCAAGGGGGCCAGCCUGCUUUACCGGAAGUUUGUCCACCCAUCCCUGUCCCGACAUGAGAAGGAGAUCGACACAUACAUUGUGCAGGCCAAAGAGCGAAGCUACGAGACGGUGCUCAGCUUUGGGAAGCGGGGUCUCAACAUUGCCGCCUCAGCUGCUGUGCAGGCUGCCACCAAGAGUCAGGGUGCACUGGCUGGCAGACUGCGGAGCUUCUCCAUGCAGGACCUGCGCUCCAUCCCUGACACCCCUGCUCCCAACUACCAAGAUCCUCUCUACCUGGAGGACCAAGUACCACGCAGGAGGCCGCCCAUUGGAUACCGGGCAGGAGGCCUGCAGGACAGUGACACAGAGGAUGGAUGUUGGUCAGAUACUGAGGCAACCCCCCAGCCACCUGCCCGGCCCCGAGAGAAGCCUCUGAGUCGCAGCCAGAGCCUACGGGUGGUCAAGAGGAAGCCACCAGUGCGAGAGGCCACCUCUCGCUCCCUGAAGGUUCGGACUCGGAAAAAGAUGGUGCCUUCAGACAUGGACAGCUAGGGUCUGCAGAGUAGGCUGCCUUACCUCAUGCCUGCAGGGCACCACGGACUGUCUCCAGGGGACUUUGGCUACACAUCUGGCCUGCCUGCAUCAUUGGUCUGGAUUCCACCCCUCCUGGCUCCUGUAAUUGCUUGAGGACCAGGGCAGAUGCUGUGGGGCCUAUGCAGGGAUGCACCCACAAUGCACCAGAGCAGACUAGUUCCAGGGCCCUAUUGCCUUCCUCAGCCCUUUGCCCUCCCAGGUGUAGGACCAGAGGUCCUGAACUCCUGCAGAUGAAACCAAAGUCCACUUAGCUGUGAUCAUUCCCUCCUUUUAAGUACUUGAUAGCCUUUUCCAAGGCCUGGUGUGUGUGUUCUGGCUGUGUCUUAUAUUGGUGAAUGUCGU